Molecule: messenger RNA, 4124 nt
Organism: Choloepus didactylus (southern two-toed sloth)
Lineage: Eukaryota; Metazoa; Chordata; Mammalia; Pilosa; Megalonychidae
Gene: OPLAH
Product: 5-oxoprolinase, ATP-hydrolysing
Biological process (GO): glutathione metabolic process
Cellular component (GO): cytosol
Molecular function (GO): 5-oxoprolinase (ATP-hydrolyzing) activity
Source: RefSeq, a predicted model, not a curated record
GGAGGGGAGACGGCGCCCGGGCCCUGCCACUGCCCGCAGCUUCCCGGCGCCGGGAGAAGAACGCGGGGGCGCAGCCCGCGGGCCCCGGGGUCCCCAGGCCUCCCCCCAACCCCGCCGACCUCGCCCCUCCGUGCAGUCCUCCCAGGGCUCCCCGCGGAGACGCGUCUCCUGGACCCCAGCCCGUCCACCAUGGGCAGCCCCGAGGGCCGCUUCCACUUCGCCAUUGACCGCGGCGGCACCUUCACCGACGUCUUCGCCCAGUGCCCGGGCGGGCACGUGCGCGUCCUGAAGCUGCUGUCCGAAGACCCCGCCAACUACACCGAUGCCCCCACCGAGGGCAUCCGCCGCAUCCUGGAGCAGGAGGGGGGCGCGCUGCUGCCCCGGGACCGGCCGCUGGACACCAGCCGCAUUGCCAGCAUCCGCAUGGGCACCACCGUGGCCACCAACGCGCUGCUGGAGAGGCGGGGGGAGCGUGUGGCGCUGCUGGUGACGCAGGGCUUCCGGGACCUGCUGCACGUGGGCACCCAGGCCCGCCAGGACCUCUUUGACCUGGCGGUGCCUAUGCCCGAAGUGCUGUACGAAGAGGUGCUGGAGGUGGAUGAGCGCGUGGUGCUGUAUCGUGGGGAGUCGGGCGCUGGGACGCCCCGCAAAGGCUGCACCGGGGCCCUGCUGGACGUACAGCAGCCCGUGGACCUGGGCACCCUGCGCGGGCAGCUGGAGGGGCUGCUGGCCCGCGGCAUCCGCAGCCUGGCUGUGGUGCUCAUGCACUCCUACGCCUGGGCCGGGCACGAGCAGCAGGUGGGUGCGCUGGCCCGGGAGCUGGGCUUCAGCCACGUGUCGCUGUCCUCCGAGGUCAUGCCCAUGGUGCGCAUCGUGCCGCGCGGGCACACGGCCUGCGCCAACGCGUACCUCACACCUGCCAUCCAGCGCUACGUGCAGGGCUUCCGCCGCGGCUUCCGGGGCCAGCUCAAGGACGUGCAGGUGCUGUUCAUGCGCUCAGACGGCGGCCUGGCGCCCAUGGAUGCCUUCAGCGGCUCGCGGGCUGUGCUCUCCGGCCCUGCGGGGGGUGUGGUUGGCUACUCGGCCACCACCUACCAGGCCGAGGGCUGCCAGCCGGUCAUCGGCUUUGACAUGGGAGGCACGUCCACUGACGUGAGCCGCUACGCCGGGGAAUUCGAGCACGUCUUUGAGGCCAGCAUGGCCGGCAUCACCCUGCAGGCCCCCCAGCUGGACAUCAACACGGUGGCAGCUGGAGGAGGCUCCCGUCUCUUCUUCAGGUCGGGCCUCUUCGUGGUCGGGCCCGAGUCUGCAGGAGCCCACCCGGGUCCCGCCUGUUACCGCAAAGGGGGCCCGGUGACAGUGACGGACGCUAACCUGGUCCUGGGCCGCCUGCUGCCAGCCUCCUUCCCCUGCAUUUUUGGGCCGGGAGAGGACCAGCCACUGUCCCCCGAGGCCUCCCGCAAGGCCCUGGAGGCCGUGGCCACCGAGGUGAACAGCUUUCUGGCAAAUGGGCCCUGCCCGGCCUCCCCGCUGAGCCUGGAGGAGGUGGCCAUGGGCUUCGUGCGGGUGGCCAACGAGGCCAUGUGCCGGCCCAUCCGGGCCCUGACGCAGGCCCGAGGCCACGACCCCUCGGCCCACGUGCUGGCCUGCUUCGGGGGCGCCGGCGGGCAGCACGCCUGCGCCAUCGCCCGGGCCCUGGGCAUGGACACCGUGCACAUCCACAGGCACAGCGGGCUGCUCUCGGCGCUGGGGCUGGCCCUGGCGGACGUGGUGCACGAGGCCCAGGAGCCCUGUUCCCUGCCCUACGCGCCCGAGACCUUCGCGCAGCUGGACCAGAGGCUGGGCCGCCUGGAGGAGCAGUGCGUGGCCGCCCUGCAGGCCCAGGGCUUCCCCAGGUCCCAGGUCAGCACCGAGGGCUUCCUGCACCUGCGCUACCAGGGCACCGACUGCGCUCUCAUGGUGUCGGCCCAGCAGCACCCGGCCUCGGCCCGCUCGCCCCGCGCCGGCGACUUCGGGGCCGCCUUCGUGGAGAGGUACAUGAGGGAGUUCGGCUUUGUCAUCCCCGAGCGGCCGGUGGUGGUGGACGACGUGCGAGUGAGGGGAACCGGCCGCAGCGGCCUUUGCCUCAAGGACACCCCCAAAGCCCAGACUGGGCCCCCCCGGGUGGACAAGAUGACCCAGUGCUACUUUGAGGGGGGCUACCAGGAGACCCCCGUGUACCUGUUGGGAGAGCUGGGUCAUGGGCACAAGCUCCAGGGACCCUGCCUCAUCAUUGACAGCAACAGCACCAUCCUGGUGGAGCCUGGCUGCCAGGCAGGAGCUCGGACAACCGGGGACAUCCGCAUCUCGGUGGGAGCCGAGGCUGCCAGCACUGUGAGCACCCAGCUGGACCCCAUCCAGCUGUCCAUCUUCUCGCACCGCUUCAUGAGCAUCGCCGAGCAGAUGGGGCGCAUCCUGCAGCGCACGGCCAUCUCCACCAACAUCAAGGAGCGGCUGGACUUCUCCUGCGCCCUCUUCGGGCCUGACGGCGGGCUGGUCUCCAACGCCCCCCACAUCCCCGUGCACCUGGGGGCCAUGCAGGAGACCGUGCAGUUCCAGAUCCAGCACCUGGGGGCCGACCUCCACCCGGGUGAUGUGCUCCUGAGCAACCACCCCAGAGCGGGGGGCAGCCACCUGCCAGACCUGACCGUCAUCACACCGGUGUUCUGGCCGGGCCAGAUGCAGCCUGUGUUCUACGUGGCUAGCCGGGGGCACCACGCGGAUAUCGGGGGCAUCACGCCGGGCUCCAUGCCCCCCCACUCCACCACGCUGCAGCAGGAGGGUGCCGUCUUCCUGUCCUUCAAGCUUGUCCAGGGGGGCGUCUUCCAGGAGGAGGCGGUGACCGAAGUUCUCCAGGCGCCGGGCAAGAUCCCGGGCUGCAGCGGGACCCGCAACCUCCACGACAACCUGUCAGACCUGCGCGCCCAGGUGGCCGCCAACCAGAAGGGCAUCCAGCUGGUCAGGGAGCUCAUCGGGCAGUAUGGCCUGGAGGUGGUGCAGGCCUACAUGGGCCACAUCCAGGCAAAUGCAGAGCUGGCGGUGCGGGACAUGCUGCGGACUUUUGGGACAGCCCGGCAGGCGCGGGGCCUGCCCUUGGAGGUGUCCGCGGAGGACCACAUGGACGACGGCUCCCCCAUCCGGCUCCACGUGCAGAUCAACCUGAGUCAGGGCAGCGCGGUGUUCGACUUCAGCGGCACCGGCCCGGAGGUGUUCGGCAACCUGAACGCCCCGCGCGCCAUCACGCUGUCGGCGCUCAUCUACUGUCUGCGCUGCCUGGUGGGCCGCGACAUCCCGCUCAACCAGGGUUGCCUGGUGCCGGUGCGAGUCGUGAUUCCUCCAGGCUCCAUCCUCGACCCGUCCCCGGAGGCGGCUGUGGUGGGCGGCAACGUGCUCACCUCCCAGCGCGUGGUGGACGUCAUCCUAGGGGCCUUCGGGGCCUGCGCCGCCUCGCAGGGCUGCAUGAACAACGUGACGCUGGGCAAUGCGCACAUGGGCUACUACGAGACGGUGGCGGGCGGCGCGGGCGCGGGCCCCGGCUGGCACGGGCGCAGCGGCGUGCACAGCCACAUGACCAACACGCGCAUCACCGACCCCGAGAUCCUGGAGAGCCGGUACCCGGUGAUCCUGCGCCGCUUCGAGCUGAGGAGCGGCUCGGGGGGCCGCGGCCGCUUCCGGGGCGGCGACGGCGUCAUCCGCGAGCUGCUGUUUCGCGAGGAGGCGCUGCUGUCGGUGCUGACCGAGCGCCGCGCCUUCCGGCCCUACGGCCUUCACGGGGGCGAGCCCGGCGCCCCCGGCCUCAACCUGCUGAUCCGCAAGGACGGCCGGACGGUGAACCUGGGCGGGAAGACGUCGGUGACCGUGAACCCUGGGGACGUGUUCUGCCUCCACACGCCCGGCGGCGGGGGCUACGGGGACCCGGAAGACCCCGCCCCACCGCCGGGGUCGCCCCCGCAGGCCCCAGCCUUCCCCGAGCGUGGCAGCGUCUACGAGUACCGCCGGGCGCAGGAGGCUGUGUGAAGGCCCCCACAAUAAAGGGCUCCGAAGUCGCCCCCUUCCCCGGCGCGGCGACUCCUGCCGAGCUCCUG